AUGACGAGAGUUAAAGACGUACGCGAAGAGCAGACUAUGUACCUACAGAGCAAUCCCAACCCCUGUCCGUUAAACUUUUAUAUUAGGUACAAGUAUCGUAAAAAAUUCGCCGCACACCGUGAUUAUAGGCUACGCUUAAAUGACGCCUUGGCACGAGAAUGUCGGUCCAAUAAGCUGUUAGAACUCAAGAAAAAAUGGGAAACGGGGGAAUAUGACAACGACUGGUCUGAGUAUCUGGAAAGAAAAGCAGAUCAUAAGGCAGAUGUGAGUGAUGUAGUAGAGUCAUAUUACAUGGAUCUUGAAUUUGAUGGGCUAUAUCGUUCAUGGACGUUUCUCACUACCAAGCUUGUUAUUGACAAGCCUACAAUUCCAUUGUUUGAGUAUACAUUCUCUCAUUUUUUACAAUUAGAAGAUUGUGUCAAUAAACUCGCCAUGAAGUACAAAUACCAAAGCGAAAACUCUACCCCAACUGCCCAAAUGCAGUUUGUCCGAAGGCUGCCAGAUUCUCCACAAAUUAAACUUAUGUUAAAUUAG
Paraglomus brasilianum is the source of this 534-nucleotide messenger RNA. The record is from the annotation of a GenBank genome assembly. NCBI's taxonomy places the organism in Eukaryota, Fungi, Glomeromycota, Glomeromycetes, Paraglomerales, Paraglomeraceae.